Molecule: messenger RNA, 2020 nt
Organism: Penaeus indicus
Lineage: Eukaryota; Metazoa; Arthropoda; Malacostraca; Decapoda; Penaeidae
Product: protein FAM8A1-like
Exons: 8
Coding region: 153-1073 (306 amino acids)
Source: RefSeq, a predicted model, not a curated record
UUCAGUGACAAGACGUCCGUCGGCCUCCUGUGUGUGUCCCUCUUCAGUUUUAUCUCUGUGGAGCUUAUCUUCUCAUGAAAAAGUAGAACACACAAAUAUAUUUGGAUCAAAUAUAGGGGAUUUCGCGACGUCAUUCGUAUAAAGCGCUGAAAAUGCCAACCCUCGAGAAUGAACCAUUCCAGCUGGGACCCCGAAAAAAAGAACGAACAGUUCCCCCACGCCAGUAUGAGGGACAGUACCCUACAGCUGGAGAUUACGCUGAGGCACUGCGGUCGUGGAUGAACCAAAUGUACCAGUGGCAGUGUGCAGCAGCAGCAUUUCCUUAUUUUCUUGCAUCUAUACAAAAACAGAAUGGAAUUGGGAGUCCUGGGCCGUCAGUCCCUCCCCCAACCCAGCCACAACAGCCAGCCCCAACUCCUACCACUCCACCGGCACCUGAGCAGAGAAAUGCCAACCAGCAGCAGCAGCAACAGCCCCAAGAACAGCAACAAAGAGGUGUAGAAUAUGUAAUCCCACCUCUAUGGAAGAGACUUAUUGCCGAGGCCAUUGACUUCCUUCUCCUGUUCGUCAUCAAGUUAGCCGUCACAUUUGCAGCAGUGGAUGCCUUUGAUCUACUGAGUGAUGUAGAAAAAUAUGACUUUGAGAAUUUAGGAGCUGACAUCAUGGCUGAUUACAAAAUUGCUCUUGAAAUGACAUCAGAAAUUCUUGUGCUUGAGUUAAUCCACCGUAUUGGCACAUGUGUGUUUGAGGCCCUUUGUUUACACCGUGGUUCAGGUGGGACAGGCGGAGCAACUCCGGGCAAGAAACUGAUAGGGCUUAAGGUGGUGCGAUGCGAGUGGGUUGUGCCCACAUUAGGUGAACAAGCUUUAGUUUUCCCUGCAUCAGAUCUAGGGUUAAGUCGUGCUGCCAUUCGGUCCGUGGUGAAGAAUUUCUCCUUGACCUUCCUCUUCCCUAUCUGCUUCACACUUUUCUCAUUCCAACACAAUCGCACUGUGUAUGACAUCAUCGCAGGGUCCAUUGUUGUUGAGGAAAGGCCCAACCAAAGACGGAGAGUUAAUAAUAAUGCUAACUAGUGUAAGGGAAUUAUAAAAGUGUCCAUGGGGAUUUCCCGUCAGACUUCAUCAGAGAGCAAGAGUGACUUGAUUAUAGGUCAAGGAAGACAUUGUAUAUGUUUCUGAAAGAAUGAAAGAGGAUUUUAGAUAUUAUAUCCAACUGCAUUUUUCACAUCCUGGAUAAAUGAUAAUUGAAUGCUUCAUAAAACAGGUGCUGUGUUCAUAAAAGUUUGAAAGUUUGCAACAUAUGGGAACUAUGGAAAGGUUUCAGUUACCACUGCAUUACAAAUAUAGAUUUUUUUUAUUAUGUAAACAGGAAGUAUAUAAUAUAUAAAAAAAAGAUGGUAAUGAUGAUUUGAUUUGAGUUUUAGUUUUGAAUAUGUCUGUUGAGGUGCAUGUGCUACAGGAAUGUCAUUUUAUUUUUUUUGAGAAUUGUGUGUUUUAUUUUGCAUUUGAUUAUUAGAGUAUUCCAAAAAUAUUUUUUUGUGGAGAUGUUGAUUGCAUCUGCUAUUUUACAUUGAUUAUGCAGCAUCAGUAAAAUGGCAAGCACAGUUUAUAUUUAUCCAGUUAUUUCUCCUGAGAAAUAGCAUUUUAAAGGUUAUCCCUCACCCCAUCUUAAAUCAUUAUAAUAUAUGAAUGUAAAUUGGAUUAGAUAUUAAGUGUAAUGGAUCCAGAAUAUUAUAUAACUAUAAUUAUUUUCAUGAUCAUAGCUUUCAUUACUUCAUAUUCCUUAUAAAAGAUAUUGAAUUAACGUGGAAUAUUUUUAGAUCAUUGUAAAAAAAGAGAUGUUCUAAUGUUACGAUGUACAAGAAUAUUUUUAUCAGUUCUCUAAUGUAGGAAAAAAAUUGUAACUGACUUGUAUACAAUUCAUACUGAGUUCUAUUUUAGUUUAUUCCUUCAAUUAUGAAUGUGGCUUAAGAGAUGCCUUUUAUGUUUUAUAUAUUUGAAAAUAAAAAUAUUGAUUCCUG